This is a messenger RNA of Durusdinium trenchii, 393 nucleotides long. NCBI's taxonomy places the organism in Eukaryota, Dinophyceae, Suessiales, Symbiodiniaceae. The record is from the annotation of a GenBank genome assembly.
AUGGAACGCUUUUGGAGCCCAUGGAACGGCUCCAAACACAAACUCUUGCCGAGCCCGUCGGUCCACGGGCUCCGUCUAGGUCCACGGGCUCCGUACCGUGGAACGGUCGUCCCGCCAGGACCGGCGAGUGGCUAUCCGCCGGAAGCGCAGGAUCCCCUCCAGAAAGUCCUGGACCGCUUCACCUCCACGGGACACGUUCGCAACCAAGCGACGGGGGGAGCCUUGGCACAGGCGGCAGCUCAGGCUUCCAUCUAUGUUCCAGAACUACAGGAGCAGCUCUACGAGAACAUGAUGGCGCCGGAUGAUGGAUGGCUAGAAGUGGAAUCUCCAUCGGGCAGGAUAUACUACUGGAACCAGUUUACCCAGGAGGAGUGGGAGCCAGAGCCGUCAUAA